AUGCCCCCGAAACAAACACAAAAGACAGCGAAUUCGAAAGCUUCCAACAAGUCCACCAAGACAAUGAGCAACAACAACAGUAACCAAGCCCCGCAAGGCAUCUCGGAACAUGAGAUCAAACAGAACUCGGGUGUCUCUGCCACCAUGGCCUUGCAAGCGACACAAAAGCAUGGGAAUUGA
Molecule: messenger RNA, 180 nt
Organism: Aureobasidium vineae
Lineage: Eukaryota; Fungi; Ascomycota; Dothideomycetes; Dothideales; Saccotheciaceae
Source: the annotation of a GenBank genome assembly